Molecule: messenger RNA, 14456 nt
Organism: Spirodela intermedia
Lineage: Eukaryota; Viridiplantae; Streptophyta; Magnoliopsida; Alismatales; Araceae
Source: the annotation of a GenBank genome assembly
AUGAUCAUUAGUGCCCACAAUUACAUUCAGCGGAUAUGGGUACACUAGAGCAAGUUAAUGCUGCUCAAGAAUAUAGUUGGAGAACUCAUCCAAACUUAUCUUGGAAAACCCAAACAAUUGCUUGAACACACUAGCUGCAUUUGUAAAUUUUUCCUCAUCCCAACCAGUAGCUGCACCUCCCUAUUAUCUGACAAGUUAGAAGCAUCCAUAUUUGUAUCGACCACCUCAUAACUACUUAGAUGGAUUUAGGCCAACAUUUCAAUCAUUAAGAAAUGCCCAAUUUAACCAACAUUCCUGUUGGUCCAAAUUUGAAUCAACAAAGGAUAAAUAUGGACCCAUCAUAGUCUGAUUCAUCUAUUGUAAUGCUGCAACAAAUGAUGAAUUAGAUGAUGCAAACGAUGCAACAUCAACUUUAGGAAAUAAACACUAGUUCAAACAAACUCAAAUAAAAAUGCACACAACCUAUUGCAAAUGUGGCAGAAAAUUGGUCAGGUACAACACCAGCAUCAGCAAAAUAUACAUAAAUUAGAAAAAGAGAUAGGAAAAUUAACAAUCGUUAACCCCUAGAAGAGAAGUAGGACAACAACCUAGCCAACCCAUUAGUAAUCCUCAUAAUCAAUCAAUUAAUUUUGCAGGGCAGCAAGCUUCAACAUCUCAACAUUUUGAGAAUAUGGAAGCUGUGACCACUUUGAGGAAUGGAAAAGUCCUCAAAGAUUCAUUUGAAGGGAGUGUUGACACCUAUCCCAUACUAAAUCCUGAGGAUGAUUGCAACAGCCUAUUCUCAAAUGGGGAAGGGAAAUUGGGACACUAAGGCCUAAGGGAUCAAUGGGCCUUGAGAAAUCAGAAAUAGCUGACCCAAAAGGGCAAGCUAAAGUGCUGCCAUUUCUUAAAGCACUCAAGCUUGCUGUGCACUUAUCAUUGUGUUUAAAUACACACUAUCUAAUAAUAUUUAUAACUAAGACUUAAUAAAAUACUAGUGUAGAAAUAAGUCUUAGGUUGAACACAAGGAAAUUGACUAAAUGGUUAUGAAAACUAAUUUAAUUUAUAUAUAAAGUGAUUUAAAUAUUUUAUUAAUAUUUAACAAAAAUAAUAAAAUAGAAGGGUGAGGUGAGAAGAAUAAUGAAAGGAAAGCAGAGAAAAGGGAGGAAAAGAGAGAGAGAGAGUUCUCACGAGAGAGAGAAGGGAUGAGAUCUCUCGUGGAAGGGAGAGAAAGAGAGAGGAGGAGAGAGAGCUCUCACGAGAGAGAGAAGGGAUGAGAUCUCUCGUGGAAGGGAGAGAAAGAGAGAGGAGGAGAGAGAGCUCUCACGAGAAGAGAAAGGAUGAAAUUUCUUGUGAAAGGACGGGAAAGAGAGUGGAGGAGAGAAAGGGAGAUCGAUUGAGAGAGAGAAAGAGAAGGAGAUCAAUCGAGAGAAAGGGAGAGAUCUCACGAGAGAUGGAGAGAGAAGAGAGGUCUCACGAGAGAGGGAGAGAGAGAAAUAAGAUGAAAAUAAAAAAAGUGAGAAAUACGGUCAACCCAUUUUCUCAAACGAAUGUGUGCUUGAGGAUUCACACAUAUGAUAUGAGGUCAGCUGUGAAUGUUUCCUGCUUAUUUUAACUAUUGAUUGCUUGUUAAUCAGCCUUUAAUCUUAUUAAUUUUGCAUUCGAAAAUAAAAAAAUACUCAUUAUUCAUGGAAUGCCAAGAACAUGAAUACAUUGAGAUUUGACUACAAAAAUCAAUAGAAAAUAAGUUGAAAACAAUCUUAGCUUGAUCUCAAACAAAUCUUGGAGGAUUCAAAAGAAGAAUGAAGAUCAUUUAUCAAGUUUUGAAUUAGUUCUAAACAUUUUAUUCAAAAUGUACAUGAAAAGGAAAGAACUUGCCUUAAAAUGUAAAUAAAUGACAAAAGUAGGUAAAUAAAUGUUAAAGUUAGUAAAUAAAUCAUUGUCCAAGUUUAAUCUACCUCUUGGGCAAUUGGAGACACUAGUGUGGUGGUUUGAUUUUGUCCGAUCGUGCCACACCAUGUCGGAAGUCAUAGAAGUAUUGUUCGAAAGCACUAUGCUACUUGCUAGAGAGAUCUACUGAACAAAGGUCGACAAUGCUAUCACCAUUGUUUGGGGGGAGAAGGGAAGAGCUGACAACUCACUGAAGGUCUUGAGUGCAGUUAGGGGAGGAAGGGACAAGCUUGUUGAUCAUCGGAGAUAUUGAUUGCACAAGAGGAGGGAAGAAUGGAUUCCAUAUUCCAUAUUCAUGAUUAUCGUCGGAAUUUUAAAGAUAAUCAAUAAUAUCUAUUUUACUAGACAUUAAUUAAUUAUUAUCUUUAUAUCCCUAAUGGUGAUAUGUGUGAAAACUUAAGUUCUAGUAUACUGAUGCUUUGCUAGCCACUAGAUCAAAUGAGCUUGGUCACCUGGUGCUCUGAGCAAUGUACGAUCAACCCGCUACAAAUCACUAUUCAUCAAGAACUUAAGUUCUAGUACCAUGACACCUCCAUAGCCAUCGGAUCAGCCUUUAAGGCCAUGUGUGCGUUGAGUAGUGUUGGAUUUGCAAACUGCCAAUGGAUCCAUUAUGCAUCUAGUGGUGGUUUGCCAACUACAAGAUCAGGCUAAUCAGAUGAUGUGGCUCUCUAUGUACUACUAGAUCACACUACACUCUAGAUGACUGUAUUGAAAUAGAUGAAAACAUUUAGUCCCAUAUUAGAAAUAUUUCGAAACAUAUGUUGAAUAUAAACUAUACCUACGGUCUCUAAAUAGAGAUCCCUUCUCUUGAAAUAAAAUAAUGCCCAAGACCAGCUUGGGAGAAGGCAAUCAGGUGGUCCACCCUCGUGCAUGCAUGUGUGUAUAGGCACUCUUUGCCCCAUGACUAGUUGGCCACUAGAAUGUGGAAGGGGAGCAACACACAUGCACAGAACAAGGCCUUCGCCACUUGAGCCUAGCUCAUGGCUCCCUUGGUCUAGGUCUACCUGCUCGAUUGUUGUCCCCCCCCCCCUCCAAGUUAGUUGUCAAGUGCUAGCUUGCCUAUAAGUAGAAGAAUUUUAUUAUUUUUUUAUUUUAAUAAUAAAAAAUUAUGCUAAGUAUUCUAACUUCAAACUUUUAAAAUUAAUAAUAUAUCUCAUAUUUAUUUUACAAGUUAAAAAAAUAAAAUGAAAUAAUAAAAAUAAUUAAAACACAUAAAUCUAGCUUUGAUAGAGCCCAAAUUGAUAGUGAGAGUAGAAUCUGAUGAGGAGUUAAUGAAAAUAUUUCAACAGGUUCAGAUCACGAUCCAUUAAUUUGAUAAAAGUACUUGAGACAUUCGUAAACCAAAUGACAUAACUAACUAUUCAUAAAGGCCUUCUCUAUCCUUGAAUGUUGUUUUUUCUUGUCUUGAGGUUUUAUAUGCACUUGAUGAUACCCACAUUUAAGAUUAAUCUUAUAAAAAAUAGUUGUUCCAAUCAUCAAAUCUAACAUGUCAUCAAGAUGGGGAAUGAAAAACUAGUAUCUAAUGGUAAUCUUAUUGAUGACUCGGUUGUCUACGCACAUCCUCCAACUGACAUCCUUCUUGGGUGUUAAUAAUACUAACACAACACAUGGACGAAGACUAUCUCUAAUAAAUCUUUUCCUCAAAAAAGCUCCAUAAUAGGUCAUUUUAAUUCUUCAUACUCAAUAUGAUUAAGUUUAUAACAAGGUAGGUUUGAUAAUGUUGCUCAUGAAACUAAAUCAAUCACAUAUUAUAUAUCAUGCAAAGGAGGUAGUUGAUCAAAAAUCUUGCUAGAAAUACAUCUUUAAAAUGAGUAAGUUUGUGGCAUCUGUAGAUACCUCUGAUUGAGGUUUAUUUUCAAAGUUCUAACUAAGACAAUCCAAAAUGAUGACCAUGAUGUGAUAUCUCACUACAACAUACGUGUGUUAAUGAAGUUUAAAUCCUUCACAUCUAGUGACUCCCUAGAAUCAGUGCGUGGAGAUUGAAAAGGUUGAAAAAUAAUAUUCUUUCCUUUGUAGAUGAAAGAACUUGUGUUAAGUCUCUCAUGUUGUGUGACAUCCCUAUCAUAUAGCCAUAGACUUCCCAAAUAUGAGACUACCUACUUCCAUGGGUAAAAACAUCACACCAAUUUUGAUCUUUGUAAGAAUUAAUCUUGGGGGGUACAAGGCAUCUUUUUUGAACUGAAAUAAAAGAUGAAUCUACCCAAGAUACCUUCUAUAGAUUAGGAUGGUCAACUAGAAUGAGCCCAAAAUGUGAGAGUUUUAGUGGAAAUUACAUUGAUACAACUGCAAGUAUCUAUAAUAAUCUUACAAACUUUUCCCCUAAUUUUGACAAAAGUAUGAGAAACAGAAGUCCUACGAAUAUCUUCCUCUAUUUUUGAUUGAUCUAGUAUGUGUCUCAUAACCUCUAUAUGUUGACCAGUGAAGUGGUUGACUUGUCCUACAAGAUGCUCAUUCCCUUGAAAUUUUUGAGCACGAUCAAUAUCGCCAUGAUAUUCUUGUUCUUCUAAUAGAUCAAAUGUAUCAGUUAUAUCUUCAUAUAGUAUGGGGUUCAUAUCAUAUUCUUCUACAUGAAGAGUACGAGUGGGACAUUAAUAAGCACAAUGCCUAAAUCCCUGACAUCUAUAACACUUAUCUCAAAAAGUACUACCUAGUGGAGAGUAUUUUAUCACUCCCUUUAUCUUCUCAUUUUGGAGAUGACUUAAUCUUAGGACCCUGUGGUUGAGCUGUAAUGGGUACAUGUGCUGUAGAAAAUUGAGAAUUUUCAACUCAAGUGUUCACUUAGUUGUUUCUAUUUGGAGCAUUAUGAGAAAGUGAUUUUCUUGUAGGGUAGCUUGGGUUUUGUUGUAGUAAAUUGAGGUUUAUGGAACCCCAUGAGCUAAUUGAUAUGCUUGUUCUAUUGUAUCAAUCGGACAAAGAGAGAACCCCCUUUGGAUCUCUUCCCUUAACCCAGACCUAAACUUGGAUAAUGUCAUUUUCUUUUCCUCUUUAACCCCACAUCGCAUGAGAAGUUCAUCAAAUUAUGAGAUAUAUUUAGAUACUAGUCUAUUACCUUGUGUUAACAUGCCACCAAUGAUCUAGUAAUUUGGAUCUAUAUAUAAUAGGGAGGUAUUUCUUUUUAGGUUUGUUCUUCAUUUCAGUCCAUUAUCAAUCAGUUAGUGUCUCCUCUUAAGAAAUAAUGAUUCUACAUUACUCCAAUAAUUUCUCACACAUCCGAUGAAUUUCAUUUGAGCAAAUCGAACCUUUAUUUCUUCACUUAUUUUGUACCACUUAAAAUAAUAGUCCAUAUCAGCUUUCCCAAUCAAGAUAUACCCUUGAGUCUAAAGAUCCAUAAAAAUAUGGGGCAUCCACUCUUAAAUUUUUAUAAGUUGCUUCCCAAGGUUUGUAUGGUUCUCAUGGCACUUCAUCAUUCCUAUCUCGUUUUGAAGGUAUGCCAUUUCUCUUUUCUUGGCACUCAAUAGACAGUCGCAUCCACAUGGUCUCUCAUUUCACUUUCUUAUACUGAUCAUAUUCUGUUAUGGAUUUAUUUCCUUGUCUCAUGUUGACAAUCCUCAUUCAUAAUCCAAAUAUUAGUUAUCCAUCCAUUGUUCUUGAGUCGGUCUUGUGAAGACUCUCCCGGGUAUCCUUUGCUGAUGCGAGAUGCACGCAAGCCCUAAUUUCGGUGACCAUUCUACCCAACAACCAUCUAAUGAUCCAAGAAUCUAAUCGAUCCCGUGUUGUAAACACAUGAUGUACUGGUUAGGACCCUAUGAUCAGUACGUGGUCAAGCAUUCCUCUUUUUUUCAAUUCUAAGUUAAUAUAUUAAUCCCAACCAAAGCAGCUGUUCCCAUCUAAUUUUUCUAUUUGUGUGACAUUAGGUAGCUCUAUGACUGCAUUAAGUUCAUUGUCCCCUCCGACCCGCUGACACGUUGAGAUAGGAGUGAGCUCUGACGUCGGAAUAUUCUACCGUAGGGUGGAAAUGUUCAAAUAAAAUAUUACCGCACCAGACAUGGGAAAGACUCUGAUGUCUGUGCCAGAAAUCUGACUAAGAGAAGUCUUGUACGUUUUUCAGACAGAAGAAAGGGUCAUUCCGCAAGGGCGAUGACUAGAUAACAACCAGACAACAAGAUAAAGGAUCAAAUGUCUACGGAAUAGUAGCUCAAGCAGCGAUGGAAUAAAAUCGUGAACAUGUCAGAAUCGAAAACGAUGGAGAGAGAUGCUUCGGACGGAGUCUUCAUAGAUUAUGACAUAAAAUUAGAAGGCCUGCUAGCAAGGAGCAAUCAGACUUGUGGAGACACAGCCAGAAGCUUUAUUACACUGCUACGAUGUCAUUUUGCGGAGAAGAGACGGCGCUGGUCGAAGAGAGGGUUCGGGGAUCUUCUUUUCUUCGAAUCGUUCGGCCGAGUUCUAAUCAGAUACCUUUUAAAGGUUCGAAUAGGCCGCUACACGUUGGGCCGGUUCAACUUGAGUGUAGAAGGAAACAUAGAAACGUAAAACAUCGUCCGAUGACGGAUACAGAUAGAAAGAAGCCUCCCGAUUUCUUGUAGGACUACAGCUUACGUCCUCACCUUACUUCUAUGGGUAGAUAAUGAUCCUUUCCGUCUCUGGGUUUCCCGUUUAGGGGGGUCGCCGGCGGCAGCUCUGGUGGCGCCUCCCGCCGCCCCGCCGUCAUCUUCUUCAGCUCCAGGUGGAGUCUCCCGGGUUUAUCUACGUGGGUAGGUUCAGUUGGUCCAGAGCCGGAUGUGGAGGCCUCGGGGGGCUUCUACUCUUGGAAACAGGACUAUUUCGUCCCCUCCGGUCUCCUCCCACCUGCCAUUUCAGAGCUUACUUCUCACUGUGGAAGGGGAGAGAGAGAGAGCAGGAAGAGUAGCCCUUUCUUUACCUAUAUCUGGUCAAGAAGUAGUAAAGGAACAGGGAUGUCUCAACCAUGGCCAGCUCCUUCCCCAGGCAGAGCCUCCCCCCGCAGCCGAAUGCCAUGAAGUAUGGGUGAUUCUCCAGGCUCCUGUCCUGGAGGGGGGCCACAGCAGGGUUCAGUAGAGAGAGAGAGGGAGAGAGAGAGAGAGAGAGAGAGAGAGAGAGAGAGGGGGAGUCACCUUCCAUCUCCAGGGGUCGAAGCAGAGCGACAUCGGGUACCUCAGGGAGUCGUAGUUGCUCUCUCUGACGUAGACCAGGAUUCUCCACCCCUUGGGGAUGACGAACCCUACGAAGAGUCAGUCCGGGCCGUUCGUCAGAUGUCCCUCCUCUCUGAUUAGCGGAGGGGGGGAACCCUAAUUCGGGACUCACCAUUGAUGGGGAUGUCCUUGGUCGUCUUCCUCAUAACCCCGUUGACUAUGGUGGCCAACCGCAUCGUCUCCAGGAUCACCUUCAGCCGCCCACGCGGAUUAGGGUUUCUGAGGAGGAAGAACAUGGUGGAGGAGGAGGAGGAAGGUGCUUGCUAACCGCACGAGUGAAGCUCAUGGACGUGUAGUCCUCCCAGGUCAACGCCUCAUCCGGCGACGAUUUCCGCCGUCCGAUCUCCGAAUACUCGUUCUACACAAAGAGUGAGAAAGAGAGAGAGAGCGAGAGAGAGAGGUCAUUAAGUUGGUCGUUGAAGAAGAGGAUUAGAGAUUUUACCCGAAGUUCUUGGAGGGCGGAUGGGUGGUCGUGGAGAUACUUGACCACCAUCGUCACCGUGGAGGAGACGGCCUCAAAGCCGGUGUACAUGAUGGUGACGAGCAAAUCAAUCGUCUGGUCGUCGGUGAGCUUGGGCCUCGUCCGGUGGACCUCUUGCUCUUCUUGUCGUUCUUCCUCCCGGAGAAGGAAACUGAGUAUAUCACCGCCGCCCUUCGGGGCGGAAGGGCUCCUCCUCUCCUCAAUCAGGUCCCUUAACAGGCUGGUGAUCCUCUUCCUCGCCUGGAGAGUGAGGCCGUCAGAGUGGCCGGAGGAGGAGGAGGAGGAGGACGACGACGAGGACAGCGGCGGAGGGAGAAGGAGAGAGAGCUUGCCUGGAGUCCGCGGCGGUAGGCGGUGCCGGGGAGAUUGACGGGGAGAGAGAGGGUCCCCCGAAGGAGCGUGAAGAACUCCGCCUUGAGCUCCGCCGCCGUUUCGCCGGUCUCAGUCCCGGAGAUCAGCUUGAGCGUUGACGAGAGGAGCAUCUGGAAACGAAAGACACGCCGCAGGUCAAAAAUCUCGCCCCGAACGGCGGCGGAGGGAUCCUGCUUAAUCUCCAAACUGACCUCUCUGGCCUUCUCCUGGACGUCCAGAGUGGCGCCCCCGCCGCCCCAGCUGUGGAGGCGGGAUCCGAUGAACUCGUCUAACGUGGGGAAGAGCCGGUCUCUCACGGCGGCGGGGCCGAUCACAGACAUCAGCGCGCCCCUCACAACGCGAUGGACGGGGCCGUGGACCGCCGAAACAUUCCCCUCCCCGAGAAUCACGGCCAUGGCCCGCGGGUACCCCGGAACGAGCCCCUUGCCCUCGUUCAUGAGGAUCCACCUGUUGACUUCCAGAUCCGUGGACACAACGGUGGGGCUGCCCAGCAGAUGGGACGUGAACAAGCUCCCAUACCUGCAAACAUUUCCGAUCACCGCCAGCCAGGUUUUGCUUGCUCUCGCCGCCGCAACGGCCAUUAUUUACAGAGGAGAGGAGAUCCCUCACCUGGCUCUCUGCUUCUUCAUGAAGUCGGGACCCCGCCGGAGAAACUCGAUCGUCUCGCCGACGACCGGCCAGCCCAUCGUCCCCGGAGGGAGGCCCCUCCGCCAGUGCCUCAGCUCAUUCCACCUCAUGAACAAGCUGCACAAGACACAGAGGAAACCCACCGCUACCCCCAGCGUCACAAGGUGUUCCAUUGCCCCUUUGCGCUCUUACAACGCUUAGAAGAAGGAAGAGUGACUAAUGCGGCGGCGGGAGGAGUGAGAGCAGCUCGAACGGGAGGGGGAUAUCUGUAGAAGAAAAGUUGAAUUAUAAUUUUAUAGAAGUUCUUAUUUAUGACUUAUGAUUCUUGACUACCAAUCAGGAUCAAGGUACUCGGUCAGCUUGGACUCGCAAGGGUUUUUGACAUUAAGGGUCGUUUUGGCCCUUAUGUUCUACGUGUGCAGACAACGUUAUCUGCCCGUGAUCUUGUGCACAGUAAAAGUCUAUAUUUGCCUGCGUAGAAGUCCAUGUAUCCCUACGAGAGAGAGACUAUUAAAACUUUGGCGUGGUCAUGGAUAUCAAUCGAACUGUUGACUAGGGGCUUUGAAAUUGACGGUAGUUUCGGCCCUUAUGUUUUACGGUGCGUGAUGAGAGACCAACCUUACCACAUCUUCAGCCAUGGUGGGCACUCGUGGUCCUCGCGCGUGCGCAGGCAGACGACAUUAUCUCCCUGUGAUCCUGUGUACACUAAAAGUCUAUAUUUACAUGCAUGAAAUUCUGUGUAUCUGAUGUGGGACAAGAUAAUGUUAGACUAAUUUAACUUAGGACAAAAAACUAUGCAUGACUCUCACAAAUGACUUAAGAGAUCUAGAGGGAUUGAAUAAGCUCGGUCCGAGUAUUCCCACAAGAAUUGAAAAGGAUUGGGUUGACACAAUUAACGAAUCGCUAGAGAUUAGGGUGCUCCUACAGUCAAUAAAUUGAAUUGUGCGGAUCAUGUGGGUUCUCUCUCUUACUAUGUCCACCAACUAUAUAUUCAGGGACCUAUCUAGGAUCACACCAUGACAAUAUUGCAAAAGAAUAUACUAAAAAAAAAAAUAACUCAUAAUGGAAAGAUAAAGAGUUAAAAAAUAACCCUGGUGCUGAAGUAAACGUCAGCUUGAUGAUGGAUUGUGCAUUGAAGCUAGACGUUGCUUGGCAGAGGGUUAACUGUCCUCGUCGUUGAUCAAUAGCUGCGGUUCAGUCCUGGAAUUCACGUUACAGUGAACCGGGACUUAAGCUUAACCGGCGGGCGAGAAUAAAGAAAGGAAAACAUGACUGAGUUGUGCAGGGUGGAGGAAGCGAAGGGAUGCGGGGAAGGAUGGAAUGGACAGAGGCGGAGGUUGGACUGAUGGUGGUGAUGACAAGAGGUGGGCUGCGGUCGGUGGAGAGGAAGAUGUAGGCAUUAGAUGCAGAGAUGAUGAUGAUGACGUCGGAUGGUGUUGGCGGAAGUUAGAAAUGGUGAAAGUGAAACGGUGAUAGUGUGGCGGAGAAAAGGAAGGUAUAGCGGUGGUGAUGAUGAUAGAGGAAAGUGUGGGCGAAGAAGGAUGGAUGUGGUGGUGCUGGAUGGGUUCCUCACGGCAUCUCCUUCACAGAACGAGCAUACGCGACCUUCACGGUGGCCCCUUCACGGAGUGGUGAUGCACGAUUUUCACAGCCUCUCUUCACGUAGUAAAACAGACGAGUCUAAAAAAUUCUUCUCUACCACGUACUAAGAUCAUGAGAGUUUAUAUAGGGUUCAAAAACAACACAAAAGACAACAUUAAUAAUAACAAAAAUGACUCCUAAAUGUGCUCCAGCCGUUGUGCUGUUGACGUGGUCGCAAGCGCCAUCUCCUGUGCUCCUCACCAACUCCGUCGAGUGUGCAGUGAACCCAUCCUGAUAAAGCUGGAGAAGAUUGGGAGCAAUUUGUCGUAGCUCCUCCUGUCAAAUCCAUGAAUCAUCUGAUGGCAGAUGUCCUUUCGUGCGUACAAGGAAUCCCUGAAAGUUUCCUUUUCCAUUAUAGAUAAUUUCUUCAUCCAGUAUGUCGCCUAUUUACUCAAAGUUCGCUCACAAAGGAUGGACCAGGCUCAAAUGGAUCACUAGGAAUAGUUGGUGGACCUUGAUACACAACUAAAUCAGAGAUAUUGAGAAUAGAGCUAAUUCCUCAAUCAAUUGGCAAGUCAAUAACAUAUGUAUUAAUUCCAAUCCGUUUCAAAAUUGUGAAAGGUCCUGCAUGUAAUUCCGUAAUAGUGCCCGACAGAAUCUUCUUUAAGAAGUACAGGAAAUGAGAAUACAGGAUAGCGUUAUAAUUUACUUAUAUUUAUAGUGUCCAUGAAAUUUCACACUACAGAAAUGAGAAUAAAAGAAAGUUUUUAAACAGAUUGGCACGUAACGGCCAUUACAAAUAGAAGGAACGGUAAAAGAACUGCUGCUGUUAAAGAAAUAGCAACAGAUGAUGAAAUGCUCUUUAUGGAGAGCGUUAUCACGCUGAAAGGAAGCACCAUUAACAAAUCUCCACCUUGAUUCAUUCAACGAAUAAUUCAAUCAGACUCAGACAAUUUUAAAAAAUUUAUAACAGAAGAGGCUUUGUCAUCAUGUCUGCUGGGUUGUCAUGUGUAAUAAUCUUCAUGAUAGAGAUAUCUCCCUUCAAGAACACAUCUCAUACGAAGUGAUAACGUACAUCUAUGUAUUUCAUUCUUUCAUGGAACACGAUCUUUUGAAAGAUGGAUGGCACUCUGACUAUCACAGAACAGAUUAACUGAAAGUUUUUAUGAGCAGAUUUCAUCGAAAAAACCUUUCAGCUAGAUUCCCUCCUUUACUACCUCUGUAAUGGCCAUAUAUUCAGCUUCAAUGGUAGAUAAUGCUGUAAUUGAUUGUAGAGUUGCCUUCCACGAAAUUGCACAUUCACCUAAAGUGAAAAUAUAACCUGUAAGAGAUCUCUUAUCGAGAUCUCCUGGAUAAUCAGAAUCUACAUAGCCAAAGACUUUGAAGAUUGAUUUUCCAAAAUGCAGGCACAUAUCAGAAGUUCUGUGUAGGUAUCUGAGAAUCCACUGGACUGCUUUCCAGUGAUCUUUCCCCGGAUUUGCCAUGAAACGGCACACUCGUAGCUUGUGAGAUAUCAAGGCGCGUGCAAAUCAUCACAUACAUGAGUGAUCCAACUGUCGAUGAAUAGGGGACUUUAGGCAUAUAUUCUUUUUCCGAUUCUAUCUGCGGAAUUAAAGAAGACGAAAGUUUAAAAUGGGUGGCAAGAGAAGUGGUAACUGGUUUUACCUUCUCCAUAUUUAAUCUACAUAGAAUUUUUGCGAUGUACCCCCUUUGGCUCAAGGAUAUUAUACCACUUACUCAAUCUCUACUGAUUUCCAUGCCCAAAUGUUUUUUAGCUGCCCCGAGAUCUUUCAUCUGAAAUUCUUGACUGAGUUGAAAUUUGAUUUCAUUGAUGAAUUCAAUAUUCUUUGCUACAAUCAGAAUGUCAUUGACGUGACUCAGUCGUUGUAUGUUAAAUCACGCAAAUAUAAAAUUUAUAAAACUAGAAAAUACGAAUUUUCGGAUAUUUAGAAGUAUUUCUAAAUAAAUAUAUCAAUUAUAAUUCAAUAAAAAUUCCAAAAAUAGCGAUAAUUUUCCAGGUCGAUCACAGGGAUGUAAUAUAAAAUCUGGUAAUUAUUCAGAAUUUUUCUCAAUGAGUACGAUUUUCUUACGAAUUUUAUACUAGGAAAUAAAAAGGAAAUGUAUUUAAAAUUCACGAAAAAAAAGGAAAUAAGGGUGCGGACGUCAGGAUGACGUCAGCGCCCGGCGAACGCGAAUCAGGCGGAAACACAGUUCCGCCCGGCGAUUCUUACGUAGGCGAUUACAGACGACUCAAUUAAUCAAAUUAAGAUCUGUAAAAGCCGGAAGAAUCGUAGUUGAACGAAGUAUAGUUUGGUAAAUAAAAAUCAACAAAGUAUCACUAAAUGAAGCGUAAAUUAAAUUGAAAGCAGGAAAACAGAGUUCUGGCGUCGCGACGGCAAUGCGUCGGCGAUGCACCGGAAUCCUGAGCGUUCGGGAGGAUCGUCGUGCAGUGUCCACAGCCUCGAAGGCUCUCCUUAGACAAAGACGACGUGGGAAAUCUCUAGAUAAAGCAGGAAAACAGAGUUCCGGCGUCGCGACGGCGACGCGUCGGCGAUGCACCGGAAUCCUGAGCGUUCGGGAGGGUCGUCGUGCAGUGUCCACGGCCUCGAAGGCUCUCCUUGGACAAAGACGACGUGGGCAAUCUCUAGAUCUUCUCGCGAAGUCUAGAGACCAAUGAAGUGGGUCGUCGAAUCGUCUCCGGCGGCUGUCACCCGGCGGAGCGGAAAAACGGCGACUUUGCGGCUCUCCGGCGGCUGUCACCCGACGGAGAGGGGCUGGAUGGAGGUGAGGCGCGUGUUAGGGAGCUUCAUCCUCAGGUCCGCGCAGCAAGAGGAGGCUCUUCAUCGCAUCUGGUACGCUCUCAGGAGGUGGCGACUGGUCUCCCGGCGGAUCGUCCUCUUCCCGACGACGGCUUGUUCGUCGAUCAAUCGGAGAUGAUUUACUCGAUGGAUUGCAAUCCUUUUAUCGCGAAUCGUUCAGAAAUUUUAGUAGCAAUGCUCCGCGAAUCGCGUUGACGAGAUUUUCGCCGAUGAUCCAGCGAUUCCGGUUGCUUAAUCCUUCACCGGCGAUCUGCAGGAAAGUCGCGAUAAUCAGUUAAAAAUAUAUGAAUUUUGACUCUGGGAGGAUUCGAACCCGCGGCGGUCGCCCGCGCCUUACAAGGUGGAUUUAGUCCCACAUCGGUUGUGCGCGGAUUAUUCGGGCGAAUAUAUAGUAAAGUUAGCUUUCUAGGCAAAGUCCUCUCGCGUGUACGACCACUCCUUGCCCCACAGCCGGCUGACACCGGUGACGUGGAAGGGGAGUGGCGCACACGUGCCCCUAUCGAUCUAAGCAAGCCGCUCGAGCCCCUGCUCGCGGCUACUCCCCGACUGCGCUUCCGACCCGCUUGCGGGCCCGGCUGGCCGGCGGAUCCCCCCAUUUUGCAAUAUUUUUAUUUUUAUUUCUUGUUCUUCAUUUAUCUCAAAACUAAGACUGUAAAAAUCGUAUAAAAUCACAUAAUUACCCAAAAAUUCACGUUAAUCAACUGAAAACCACUUUUCAUGCUUUAACACAAAUAUAAGUCUAUUUAUCAUGAGUUAAGGCUAAAACUAUAUUAUUUACUAAUUAUUAACUCAUGAUAAUGAAGACUUAUCAGUCAUCAACAUAUAGUAACAAAUAUGUAAAUGAGCUCUCAAUCUUCUUGAAGUAAAUGCAACAGUCGUACUUGCUUCGGGUAAAUCUAAGAGUAAUAAUAUAUGAAUCAAAUAUUAUUACUUCUGGCUGUUCCAUGUAGAUUUCUUCCUCAAGUUCUCCAUGAAGGAAAAAUGUCUUUGCAUCCAUUUUCUCAAGCUCAUGGUCCUAGUGGGCAAUAAGACCAAGUAUAGCACAAAUAAAGCUAUGCUUGACUACAAGAGAAAAUCCCUCUAUGUAGCCAAUCCCAUGGAUUUAACUAAAUCCCUUUGUGACAAGCCAAGCCUUAAAUCAUGAGUCUUCAACUCUCAGUAUGCCUUCCUUCUGCCUGAAGACCCAUUUGCAACGAAUAGGUCACUUGGUUCAUGGGAGCUUCACUAAGUCCCAUGUUUGAUUCUUUUGAAGGGACUCAAUUUCUUCUCACAUAGCUAGAGUUCAAUUUAUUGAAUCACUCGAGUGAAUGGCUUCAUUCUAUGAGCUUGGUUUACUUGAGCUAUUGACAUCCUUUGCAACAGAUAACACAUAACCAAUGCAAUCUACUUGAGCAUACUAGGCUGGUGGAUGAAUUUCUCUACAACAUCUAUCUCUUGUUAUGGAGUAAUUCUAAUCCUCACUUUGGCCUUCAAUAGUACUAGGUACCACCAAAGAUGUAG